Molecule: messenger RNA, 1864 nt
Organism: Quercus lobata
Lineage: Eukaryota; Viridiplantae; Streptophyta; Magnoliopsida; Fagales; Fagaceae
Product: putative disease resistance protein RGA3
Exons: 2
Coding region: 74-1864 (596 amino acids)
Molecular function (GO): ADP binding
Source: RefSeq, a predicted model, not a curated record
UCCUCCUCUCACAGAAAUCGUUCUCAUCUUACCCUCCUCACAAAGUUACUAUUCAUUCAAUUCCCACUAAGAAAUGGCGGAAGGAGCUUUGGUUGGAGUUGUUAAGGGUAUCACAGAGAAAGCGGGCAACCUUGUAGCCCAAGAGAUUGGACUACUCUGGGGUGUCAAAGACGGGAUUAAAAAGCUCGGCGACACAGUUUUGACAAUCAGUGCUGUGAUUCAGGAUGCAGAGAAGAAGCAGCAGCACAACAAUCAAGUCAGAGUGUGGCUGGAAAGGCUGAACGAUACACUUUAUGAAGCGGACGACUUGUUGGAUGACAUCUACACUGAAGCUUUACGACGGGAAGUGAUGACACGGAAUAAGAAAGCAAAAGAGGUACGCAUCUUCUUUUCCAAAUCGAACCAGCUUGCAUUUGGUCUUAAAAUGGGUCAUAAGGUUAAGGAAAUGAAUGAAAGGCUAGAUGCUAUCAAAAACGCUAAGGGGUUCCACUUAGAUGAACGUCCUGUAGAGACACAAGUGGGGGGUUAUAGGGUGAGAGAAACUCAUUCUUUUGUACGUACUGAAGCAGUCAUUGGGAGAGAUAAUGAUAAGGAAGAGAUUAUAAAAAUUCUUUUGGAUCCCAAUGUUGAAGAGAGCCUUUUGAUCCUUCCAAUAGUUGGACUUGGAGGAAUGGGGAAGACCACAUUAGCUCAACUAAUAUUCAAUGAUAAUGAAAUCCAAAAUAGUUUUGAGCAAAAGCUUUGGGUGUGUGUCUCUGAUGACUUUGAAGUAAAAGUAAUUGUUAAGAAAAUUUUAGAGUGUGCACAAAGUAUGAAACCAGAAGACCUUGAAAUGAACACAUUGAUUAAUGAUCUUAAGAAAGAAAUUGAUGGAAAGAGAUACAUACUUGUGUUGGAUGAUGUAUGGAAUGAGGAUCCUAAAAAAUGGCUUAACCUAAAAGAUCUUUUAAUGGGUGGAGCAAGAGGUAGUAGGAUAUUAGUGACUACACGCAAUAAUAGAGUGGCAAAGAUUACAAAAACUAUUCAACCAUACCUGUUAGAGGGUUUAGAUAAAGAAAAGUCUUGGGUUUUAUUUAAACAGAUGGCAUUUGAAAAUGGACAAGAGCCAGAGAAAUCAAUCUUUAAGGUAGUUGGAAAGGAAAUCCUUGAAAGAUGUAAAGGAGUCCCCCUUGCCAUAAGGACAAUAGGAAGCCUAUUAUACUUUAAAAACACAGAAAAAGAGUGGUUAUCUUUUAAGGAUAGUGAGCUUUCAAAAGUACCUCAAGAAGAAAAUGAUAUCCUACCAACACUUAAGUUGAGUUAUGAUCAUCUUCCAUCAUAUUUGAAGCAAUGUUUUGCUUAUUGUUGUUUAUUUCCAAAAGAUUACAAAAUUCAUAAACAAACAUUAAUUCAAAUGUGGAUGGCACAAGGUUUCAUUAGACCUUUAAAUCAAAAUCAUUGCCUAGAAGAUGCUGGUCAUGAGUAUAUUAUGGAUUUACUCUGGAGAUCAUUUUUUCAGGAAGUUGAAAUGGAUAAGGAUAACAAUAUAUUACAAUUCAAAAUGCACGAUCUUAUGCAUGAUCUUGCAAAAUUAGUAGCAGGAUCUUAUAGCACCACUUGUUAUUCUGAAGAAGAAAUCAUUGAUGAAAAAACUCUACAUGUGUCAUUUGGUGGUCAAUCACAAUCACAAAUUCCAAGUUCAAUGUUCAAAUCUAGAAGGAUACGAACCCUCAUAUUCCAUGGUCAACUUUGGCCUCUUGGUCAACAGAAAUUAAUUUAUAAUAGUGCACUUGUUACAAGUUUUAAGUUCAUUCGCUUGUUGGAUUUGGUUAAUAUGGACUCUCAAACUCUCUCAUUUGCAUUAUAUUACCAAAUUGCCCUGUGA